Messenger RNA from Knipowitschia caucasica, 657 nucleotides. The record is from the annotation of a GenBank genome assembly. NCBI's taxonomy places the organism in Eukaryota, Metazoa, Chordata, Actinopteri, Gobiiformes, Gobiidae.
AUGGCUGCAGCUGCGCCCGGCUCUAUGGCGCUGUCCUUGGGGGAAGUUGGGGGCGUUCUGCACGGCAUGGACGGACUCCCGCAGGUGGGGUCUCAUUACUACUUGCCCGCGCUCCAAGGGGACGGACCCGCGCUGUUUGGGGACCACCUGGGGCCCGGGGACAGGCUCUAUCAGCGGAGCAGCACGGAUCUCACGCACCUCAAAGGGAUCCUGAGGAGAAGGCAGCUCUACUGUAGAACGGGGUUCCACCUGGAGAUACUUCCUGAUGGGACUGUGCAGGGGACCAGGAAAGAUCAUAGCAGAUUUGGGAUCCUGGAGUUCAUCAGCCUGGCAGUGGGGCUGAUCAGCAUAAAGGGGGUGGACAGCGGCCUGUACCUGGGCAUGAACGACAAGGGAGAGCUUUAUGGAUCAGAGAAGCUCUCGGCCGAAUGUAUUUUCCGGGAGCAGUUUGAGGAGAACUGGUACAACACUUACUCCUCCAACUUGUACAAAAACGGAGACAGAGGGACACGUUACUUUGUGGCACUGAACAAAGACGGGACGCCACGAGAUGGGACCAAAUCUCGGAGACACCAAAAAUUCACACACUUUUUACCCAGACCCGUGGAUCCGGACCGCGUUCCUGAGCUGUACAAGGAUAUCUUGGGACAUAGCUGA